CAGUGGACUCCGAACGACCUGCACGGAGCGGAUCAAUCUCCACCCGAGGCAAAGACAAUCGGUUUAGCACUCGAAUUUUUCCUCCCCAGUCUCCAAUUUCUGCGCGAAUAUGACGUCUGCGAUGUUUUAGAUUCUUAUUUAUCAAGGAAUAAUGGGACGGACUGGAAGUUCAUCAGCGUCACGUAAACCACUCAACAAGCGAGAAGAAAAUGUUCCCAAAACUGAUGACAGGGCUUAUCAGACCACAUCACAAGCAAGAAGGACGAAGAGGUCACCAUAUGUAUGGCUGUCCUUGCUUCUGUUGACUUUAUUUAGCUUCCAGGCCGUUUAUAAACAACAGUAUCAGAAAUUGCCUAUCCCCCUUAGUGCCGAACAAGCUGGAAAAAGAGGUUUCUCGGAGGCUGAGGCUUUGAAGCAUGUCAAGGCAUUAACUACACUAGGUCCUCAUCCUGUUGGCUCUGAUGCACUUGAAAUCGCAUUGGAGUAUGUAUUGAGAGCAGCAGAAAAAAUAAAGAAAACAGCUCACUGGGAAGUUGACGUUCAAGUGGAAACAUUUCAUGCAAAAUCUGGAGCAAAUCGUCUAACUCGUGGUCUGUUUAGGGGGAAAACACUUAUUUAUUCAGAUCUAUAUCAUGUAAUAUUAAGGAUCUUGCCAAAGUAUGCUGAUGAAGCUGGAGAAAAUACAAUUCUAGUUUCUUCUCACAUCGACACUGUUUUCUCGACUGAAGGAGCAGGGGAUUGUAGCUCUUGUGUUGCUGUUAUGUUAGAGCUUGCCCGGGGGGUUUCUCAGUGGGCUCAUGGAUUCAAAAAUGGUGUGAUAUUUUUAUUUAACACCGGCGAGGAGGAGGGUCUCAAUGGUGCUCAUAGCUUUAUGACUCAGCAUCCCUGGAAUACAACCAUUCGCCUGGCUGUUGAUUUGGAGGCUAUUGGUAUUGGAGGGAAGUCUGUAAUAUUUCAGACUGGUUCUCAUCCAUGGGCUGUCGAGACUUUUGCAUCAGUUGCAAAAUACCCGUCUGCUCAAAUAGUACCCCAGGAAAUUUUUACUUCUGGAGCCAUUAAGUCUGGUACGGAUUUCCAAGUUUACAGAGAACUUGCUGGUCUGUCGGGGCUCGACUUUGCAUAUAUGGACAACUCUGCAGUUUAUCAUACAAAGAAUGACAAGUUUGAGCUUCUAAAACCAGGAUCUCUUCAACAUCUUGGAGAAAAUAUGCUUGCUUUUCUGUUGCAUGCUGCUGCAUCCUCUAAACUUCCAAAGGACAGUGUAAUGGAAGAAGGGCAGAGUUCUGACCAAGACAAAGCUGUAUAUUUUGACAUCUUGGGGUCAUACAUGAUUGUGUACCGUCAAAAAUUUGCAACCUUGCUUCACAAUUCAGUGAUCAUCCAGUCACUUCUUAUAUGGACUACAUCUUUAGUCAUGGGUGGUUUCCCAGCUACAGUUUCGCUGGCAUUGUCAUGUUUGAGCUUGAUUUUGAUGUGGAUAUUUUCACUGAGCUUUUCUGCUUCUGUCGCCUUCAUUCUACCUGUAAUAUCGUCAUCACCUGCUCCCUAUGUUGCUAGCCCAUUUUUGGUAGUUGGGUUAUUUGCUGCCCCAGCCUUUCUUGGAGCACUGGCUGGUCAACAUGUUGGUUUUCUUAUCCUUCAAACAUAUUUAUCAAAUGUGUAUUCCACAAGAGAGCAGCUGUUGCCCGCUACCCGUGCAGAUCUGAUCAGGUUAGAGGCUGAGAGAUGGUUCUUUAAAGCGGGAUCUUUUCAGUGGCUCAUUGUUUUGAUUAUAGGCAACUACUAUAAAAUUGGAUCAUCCUAUUUAGCUCUUGUUUGGUUAGUUUCUCCAGCAUUUGCAUAUGGCUUGCUUGAAGCAACUUUAACCCCUGCAAGAUUUCCAAAGCCUCUCAAACUCGCUACAUUGCUGAUGGGCUUAAUGGUACCAAUUUUAGUUUCGGCUGGAACUAUUAUUCAUUUGGUUAGCGUUAUCAUUGGAAAUUCAGUUCGAUUUGAUAGGAAUCCAGGUAGCACUCCUGAGUGGCUGGGAAGUUUGAUACUUGCUGUUUUUGUUGCUGUCAUCUUGUGUCUGAAAUCUGUCUAUCUAUUGUCCUAUCUUCAUCUCUCAGGAGCAAAAAGAUCAAUAGUAUUUGCAACUUGCCUUCUGUUUGGCCUUUCACUUGCCGCUGUGAUGUCUGGCAUCGUCCCACCAUUUACUGAUGACACUGCCAGAGCUGUAAAUGUUGUCCAUGUCGUAGACACAACAGAAAAAUAUGGUGGAAAGCAAGAUCCUAUUUCAUAUGUAUCUCUAUUCUCUACCACUCCCGGAAAGUUGAAGAAGGAGAUUGAACAUAUCAAAGAGGGAUUUACAUGCGGGACAGAUAAAACUAUUGAUUUUGUUACCUUCUCUGUCAAAUAUGGUUGUUGGACGCAUGAUGAUGGUGAAGAUGGGUGGGACGAGUCCGAUAUUCCCUCGCUUCUUGUUGAAAGUGAUGUUAGCAGCAAUGGAAGAAUUACAAAUAUUUUAAUUGAUACAAAGGGUUCUACACGUUGGUCUCUUGGUAUCAACACUGAUGAAAUCGAAGAUUUCAAGUUUAAAGGCGAAGAGGAACUGGUUCCAGUUGGCGAUAAGAGCAGUGUGAAUGGGUGGUAUACUAUUCAAUUUUCAGGAGGGAGGGACGCACCCAAAAGUUUUGUUCUAACUCUGUUUUGGAAAAAGAACUCCACGAGGUUGGUACAGAGUAGCAGAGUUCAGCCUCCACUUCUAAAGCUGCGAACUGAUUUCAACAGAUUAACUCCAAAAGCAGAGAGGAUAAUUUCAAAGCUUCCUUCAUGGUGCUCCCUAUUUGGCAAGUCUACUUCUCCUUUCACCUUGGCUUUCUUAGCUGCUCUUCCUGUUGAUAUCUAGAUGCUAGAAAGCAUGUUUGCAAAAGAAAUAGUUUGUUGUUUCAUAUUUUUUUUAUGGUACAUAGUACGUUCAUACAUUUUUUCCUUUACUUUUACUUUUUCCGAUUCAGUAAUAUUAUAACUGUGGGG
This is a messenger RNA of Momordica charantia (bitter melon), 3015 nucleotides long. Its product is annotated as Zn-dependent exopeptidases superfamily protein. Gene Ontology annotation, molecular function: metalloexopeptidase activity. NCBI's taxonomy places the organism in Eukaryota, Viridiplantae, Streptophyta, Magnoliopsida, Cucurbitales, Cucurbitaceae. Gene Ontology annotation, biological process: proteolysis. The record is from RefSeq and is a predicted model, not a curated record.